Molecule: messenger RNA, 3222 nt
Organism: Cavenderia fasciculata
Lineage: Eukaryota; Evosea; Eumycetozoa; Acytosteliales; Cavenderiaceae
Exons: 9
Coding region: 1-3222 (1073 amino acids)
Source: RefSeq, a predicted model, not a curated record
AUGAAAAGAGCACACGUACAAAUACUAUUUUUGUUUGUAUUGUUGGCUUUAGUCGAUGCUCAAAUAGACAACAGGAUAGUAUUAUUUGUUGACCCAUCGUAUUCAUGUCCUACAAAUUGUAAUGCAACACAGUUUCAAAACAUAAAGGACGCAAUCAGCUCUGUCAAGGCAACCCAACAUGCCACCAUUCAACUAACAAAAAACUUGGUGUACUCUGGCGAUGGGAACACAGGUAUUUCAGUUUAUGGCUCUGUCAUUCAAAUCAAAUCAUGCCGAUCGAAAAAUGGUGGCCUUAGACUAUUCAAAUCAAAGUCAAUGUUGGCCAAUUGCAUCUUUUCUUCCAACUAUGGUUCGAAGGGAGGGUCCGUUUCAGCCAUCGAUUCAACAUUAAAGGUGUACAAUACCCAGUUCAUGUCAAACACCGCUUUGAAAUCAGGACCUUCUAUCUAUUCUGAAGGGUCGGAUAUAUCAAUUCUUGGGGCUAGUACAACCUUUACAAAUGAUGUCAUAAAAUCCAACGGACAGAAUUCCUCGAUCUAUUGUACAAAUUCCAAUGUUCAUAUUGACGACGCCACGGUUCUUCCCGUCCUUUCUUGUGACCAAUCAUGCACUUCGACCUACAAAAGCAUUUCUGCCUGCCACACCAACUCUGAAAUCUCCCCGCCAUCUACUUGUUCAAAUAAUAUCACCAAUGUUCCAACCAUCCAAGAAACUAACACAAUUUUUGCAUCCGGAAUGAUUUACGAAUCUUUUGUGGGCUCCAUAAACUCUCAAUUCAUAUCAAAGACUAUCCUACCAGAUAUUUCUAUUGAAAACUUCCUCCAAGGCUAUGAAGGAGUAGUAUUUGGCGAACUUCAAGGUUAUCUCCAAGUAAGAUCCUCAAAGUAUCUAGUGUUUCGUUUUGGUGGUAAUAACGUAGAAAUUACUCUCACUGUAAAUGGACGAACCGAGUACAAACUAAACGAAGUUGAAAUUGUAGAUAUAUCUUCAAAUCCAAUUUUUUUCGAGUCUGGUAUCAUUCACCAUAUUCAAAUUAUAAUCUCCUCCACCUCUCCACGUUCCAAACGUAGUUUUAUUGUCCAUCCUUUCCCAAGCGGUGAAAGAAUAUUUUAUUCAAAAAAUGUUUGUGGUGAUGGUAUUCCCAAUAAUCUUGAAUUUCAACAAGGAUGUUCAGAGUCGGUUUUUCCAACCUUUGAUAUUUCUGACCAAAACAAUGAUGGAGUUUGUUCCUCAUCCGAUCCGAACCUUCAUUUUAAAGAGUGUUACCGUCAAAUAUCGAAAGAUUGUGAUCCACUGUCGGUCCCUCCUGGUCAUAUUAGCCCUGAUAUUUCUGACAAUAUCCUCGAAGACCCGUAUAGAGGACUAGUUUAUCAAAUUCCACCCUCCCUACUUGCCAAACCCCUCCCUCAAUGUACCUUCUCUACUUCAACUGAGAAAUACACCACCUCUCAAGAUAUUCAAAAAUCACUUCAAGAAUCUGCCACUAUUUCCACCUCUGCUAGUGUAAAUACUAAAGUAGUUGAUGUUAGUGCCGCUUUUUCUGGAGAAAAAAGUGUUUCUGAAGCAUCUUCGAUGUCAACUUCAUCGACCCAGUCCGUUCUCAAAACCGAAAUCAAAUGUGUAUCCACUUAUAUUGAAAUAGACCAAGACUAUGUAAAGUUUGACCCUAUUUUCCUCCAAGAUGUGGCAAAUAUAAAAAAAAAGACAGAUUUGCUCCCGAUUUUCGAUAAGUAUGGCACUUAUUAUUACAAGAACGCCUACAUGGGAGGGAAAUUAGUCCAAUUGAUGUCUACCACGCAGUCGUCCUCUACCUCUACAUCUAGUUCUGAAUGGUCAGCCGCCGCAUCUGCCUCGAUGGGUGCCUCAUUAGGUCUAGGUAGUCUUUCUGCAUCUGGAUCAGUUUCUGUCAGUUACGAUACCAGUAUCUCGCAAGAACAAAUGGAUGAAAUGAGCAAGCAAUCUAGUUUAUCAAAAAUUUUAACUUGGGGCGGCAUUCCAUCAGCAUUCACACCCGAGUUUUCUUCGAAUUUUGGUUCAUAUUCUGAGUGGACAGAUACUCUGGACCUCUAUCCUGUGCCAAUUGACUAUCAACUUGGUGCCAUCCGAGAUUUAAUACCAAAGGAAUGGGCAAUUCAGCUAGAAGAUGGAGUAAAUACGACAAUUCUCGACGCUUGGGUUGAAAUGGAAAACCUUUAUUACAAUUUAAAUAAUGUUGACAUUGAUUUUGAUGAUGGAUCUACAGAUUAUAAAUUGGUUUUGUAUUUUUCUGACCCUCAUCCUUUUACUCCAAAUCAAACUCUUAUUGUUGAAUGGAUGAAUGAAAAAAAUCAGCAACAAAGAUUUGAAGUCCCUGUUCUAUUCACCAGAACCGACCCGGCAGGAAAUCAAAUAAUAUGCGAAUUCCCAAACAGUGAUGGAGGAUACUCUACAAUAGCAACAAUGGAGCCAGCGUACCAGAAUAUAGGUACUGCUUAUGGCCGAGUGAUCAUACCCAGUUUCACAAUUAAAUAUCCGAUAUCCUUUGACUUCAAAGGUCCCAAUUUCAUGACGAAUAGCUCUGUACCCCCCAAUAUUACAUUGAUGGGAAUCGGAAUAGAUCAUUCAAGAAAAUCACACAUUAUCAACUGGAAUACCGGUGAGGCUAUUCUGUUUGAUAACCAAGGAGUAUUCACACUCAAUAACCAAUUGGCAACAUUUGUCGAAUUCGAAAGAUCGCUGGCCGUUUCGAAAUCACCCACCACUGACUAUUUUUCAGAAAUCAAUGUGGGCCUCUCUGGCCAAGCAUUGUUCUCAAGAAAUCACGACUGCCGAGAAAAUUUUGAAUGGUAUAUUUUCGAUCAAGAAAUCUCUCCCUACCAGGGGACUCUUAAUCUCACGCAUAUGAUCAUGACUAUGACAUCGAGUACGGCUGUAACCACCCAAUACAGACUCGACUGGGGGAUGGUUAUGACAAACUCGGAGAUGACAUCGAAAUGGAAGGCAAAAGUCUAUGUUUAUAAUGUUGGAAACUCAAAAACCAACUUUACUUCUAUGCAACCACCAAGUCCUUGGACUUUUUUAUACUACGAUCUAAUUCCACUUUCAUCGCCAUAUGCCCCUCCUAAACAUACAUUCCAAUACUAUAACUACCGUUAUCCUCUGACGGGAGGGAGAAAUUUUAUAGGCGAAUAUUUCAACUAUAAUGCCCCAAAUGACCCUGUUCCUUUCCGUGGUGAAAACUAA